AUGCUAAAACUAAUCGUCCCAACAAUUAUAUUACUACCACUGACAUGACUUUCCAAAAAACACAUAAUUUGAAUCAACACAACCACCCACAGCCUAAUUAUUAGCAUCAUCCCUCUACUAUUUUUUAACCAAAUCAACAACAACCUAUUUAGCUGUUCCCCAACCUUUUCCUCCGACCCCCUAACAACCCCCCUCCUAAUACUAACUACCUGACUCCUACCCCUCACAAUCAUGGCAAGCCAACGCCACUUAUCCAGUGAACCACUAUCACGAAAAAAACUCUACCUCUCUAUACUAAUCUCCCUACAAAUCUCCUUAAUUAUAACAUUCACAGCCACAGAACUAAUCAUAUUUUAUAUCUUCUUCGAAACCACACUUAUCCCCACCUUGGCUAUCAUCACCCGAUGAGGCAACCAGCCAGAACGCCUGAACGCAGGCACAUACUUCCUAUUCUACACCCUAGUAGGCUCCCUUCCCCUACUCAUCGCACUAAUUUACACUCACAACACCCUAGGCUCACUAAACAUUCUACUACUCACUCUCACUGCCCAAGAACUAUCAAACUCCUGAGCCAACAACUUAAUAUGACUAGCUUACACAAUAGCUUUUAUAGUAAAGAUACCUCUUUACGGACUCCACUUAUGACUCCCUAAAGCCCAUGUCGAAGCCCCCAUCGCUGGGUCAAUAGUACUUGCCGCAGUACUCUUAAAACUAGGCGGCUAUGGUAUAAUACGCCUCACACUCAUUCUCAACCCCCUGACAAAACACAUAGCCUACCCCUUCCUUGUACUAUCCCUAUGAGGCAUAAUUAUAACAAGCUCCAUCUGCCUACGACAAACAGACCUAAAAUCGCUCAUUGCAUACUCUUCAAUCAGCCACAUAGCCCUCGUAGUAACAGCCAUUCUCAUCCAAACCCCCUGAAGCUUCACCGGCGCAGUCAUUCUCAUAAUCGCCCACGGGCUUACAUCCUCAUUACUAUUCUGCCUAGCAAACUCAAACUACGAACGCACUCACAGUCGCAUCAUAAUCCUCUCUCAAGGACUUCAAACUCUACUCCCACUAAUAGCUUUUUGAUGACUUCUAGCAAGCCUCGCUAACCUCGCCUUACCCCCCACUAUUAACCUACUGGGAGAACUCUCUGUGCUAGUAACCACGUUCUCCUGAUCAAAUAUCACUCUCCUACUUACAGGACUCAACAUACUAGUCACAGCCCUAUACUCCCUCUACAUAUUUACCACAACACAAUGGGGCUCACUCACCCACCACAUUAACAACAUAAAACCCUCAUUCACACGAGAAAACACCCUCAUGUUCAUACACCUAUCCCCCAUUCUCCUCCUAUCCCUCAACCCCGACAUCAUUACCGGGUUUUCCUCUU
Messenger RNA from Homo sapiens (human), 1378 nucleotides. The record is from the annotation of a RefSeq genome assembly. NCBI's taxonomy places the organism in Eukaryota, Metazoa, Chordata, Mammalia, Primates, Hominidae.